UACGCAUUGUAGGCGCUGGUUGGGGGCUGGCAGCCGGGCGCACCUCGGCCUGCUGCGGUCUCACGCGGAUCCUGGAGACGCACUGGACUACACACCGGAAAUGCAUUCACUUAAUAAGUCAAAACGCAACACGAGGAUCUAGUUCCGUUAUAUUGUGCUGCGUUGUUGUGCUGGAUGCUGACUGUUUGUUUUUUCUGGGCUGGCGCAGUCAGCCUUCGCUGGGCUGCCAUGUGAUGGCACACAUCACUGCUUUAGGAAGUCACUCUCUCAACCAUUUCUGAGAAAACAGGAGAAAAUCUGUCUCAAACAGUUAUUGUCAAUCCAUGACCAUGAUGGAGGAAGGCGCUUCUUGCGAGAACACCCCGGACCUGAGAGACAUAGAGGCGAAAAUCGGCCGGAAGACCCCCGAGGGUUUGCUCAGGUGGAUGCGGGAAGAGGGGUCCUCAUCCCGGGGAGAAGUCAAACUGGUCCCCGCAGGGCACGAAACCACUAAGGAGAACGGGAAGAAGAGCCUGGAUGAAAAGAUCAGAAUAUUAAAGACAGAGAUGGCACACUUGCGCUCAGUGGACGUUAAGAUCCUUCAGCAGCUGCUGGCGGUCAACGAGGGCAUCGAGGCAGUGAAAUGGUUGCUGGAGGAGCGCAGCACGCUAACAAGCCGCUGCAGCAGCCUGACUAGCAGCCAGUACAGCCUGGGGGAGGGCCCCGACACCUCCUGGAGAGGUUCCUGGAGUAGCCUUCACGACCCCAACGACAAGCUGGACAACAUUUCCAUCGGCAGUUACCUGGACACCCUGGCAGAUGAUAUGGACGAGUACUGCCCUUCAAGCUCAGAAUCUGUCCUCUGCUCUUCCACACCGCAGGUCUCCGAGGCUACUGCGGUAGGGCGGACAGCGGGAGGCCCUGCAGCCAUCGCUUCUGCUACUGUGACAGGGGAGAAACCCGGGGUUAGCGCUGGGGUUGAGAAUGGAGUUGUAAUCACCAUUCGGUCGAGAUCAACUGAGAAAACUGGAAAUGGGGCCAUUGUUGUCGGUGAUGUCAAUGGGAAUGGGAUCAUCGGGACUGGAACUGGAAAGGGAUCGGUUCCUGGCCGCAUUCCUGAAGCUCAGCCUAAAGCGAAGCAGGAUUCUUUAGUUUGCUCUAAGGUGGCAGAGACUAGCCUGGUCCUUAGGAACAAUACUCAGACCCAGAUCAUUAAGACUAACGGGACCCUGGAGAAGACAACCCUACAAACUAGGCCUGGCCUCACUGGAAAAGUCAACCAGAGCCCGAAACGUAAACCUUACAAAAACGUAAAUGUUGACUUGGAUACUUGCAAACUAAAUAGUAAGAUGCAUCUGGAGUAUGACGCCCACUGGCGGUGGGUGCAAUCACAAGAAGAUGUGACGUUUUUGUAAGAAGACUACUGAGCAUGCCCUGUUUGAGAGCUAGCCAUCAGGACGCUUCCCUUGCUAAAAGACGCUCUCUGGCUUCAAAGAGCUAAGCAACAUUUUCGUUGAGUCGGUCCCCCUUAUACUGCACAAAUAGCACACUGGGUCAACGCCCAUUACAAGAAGUUGACCGUUGCCAAUCAAACAAUGCCUUGUCACACUGUGAAUCUAAAAUGCCGAGUACACAGAUACACACGUUCUACCACAUGAAACGGCAACAUAAUUGUAAAAAUUGAGUACGGUUCAUCGAGAAACACAGUACAUACUUGCUAGUGCAACAAUCAUUUUCUCACCUUUGGGGAUCUCAGGAUCACAAACCUCUAUGUUCUCCAUUCUUCUUCUUUUAGAUCCCUGCGAUCGACAGUCUAAAUAAUGUCGCAGAUGACAUUGGACUAUGUUUGGGUCGCACAAUUGAUGAAUUGAGGCUAUCCCCGUUGUGUGUAUAAAGUAUAACAUUGUUUAUAUGCUAUUUCUUAAUGUAUUGACGAGUGAAACACAUGUAUUACGCUCAUGAGUGCAAAUCUGUGCAUGUUUGUCUCAAACACCUAAGCUGAAGAGGAUUUCCUCAUUCUGUGUACUAUUAUGCAACGUUUCGUCAAUGCAAUGUGUCACUGUACAGGUACUCUGUAUCUGUCAGGGCUGGUUGUGGGUUCACUUUUAUGUGCCCUGUUAUAAGCAGCUAUUGUGCCUGAUUGGUCGAAACCUUCUACUGUAUAUGCCUGGCCUGUUUUUUCUUUCCUCUUGAGUAGAAAGCACUUGUUAUGAUAAUCUUGGGUGGUUGCUGUAUUUUGCUUGCUUGUGUGCAUAAAAAGGCUCGACCAUCAGCGUGUGUGCUUUAUUUUACUAUUGUUUUUCAAAUGGGUCGAAUGUUACUUCAGGUGAGCUUACGCAGGGAUACUUUUUUUUCCGCUUGCUUUUUGUCAUUGCAUUUAGCAGCCUAACGACAAAGACAAAAGAAUGAUUGUCUGGAUUGUCUUUGUUUUUUCCAUUUUGGCGUCGCUUUUCCUGUUUCGCCUUUGUCUUUUCCAUUUGUGUUUUUUCAUUUAGUAAUGGACAAAUACAAAAAAGACAAAUGCAAAACAGGAAAAACAACGGCAAAUUGGAAAAAACAAAGACAAUACAGAAAAAAAACAAUGACAAAAUGGAAAAAGAAUAUGACUACAUUUGUGUAUUUUUUUUAUUAUCGAUUCUCUUUGUAUUUCCACACGUAUUCCCUUUCAAUUUUGGCACUCCUGUGAUUCCAUACGUAUAGAGCAGCUAAAUCAGCGACCUAAGAGUCACGAUCAGUUCGAUGUCUCGGUUAAUUAAUAAGAGAAAGGCUUCAUAAGAAAGUUACAAUCAAACCCAGCGUAUCCAUACACAUUUCUACAAGAAUAACGACAACAAUAGCCUCUGUCAAAGUUGGAUAAUCCAUCCAAAUUGUAGACAUGAAGUCAUCGAAGGCCUCCUUCCUUUUUUUAACAUAUGUGCUGGCUGUAAAGCAACGCUGCGUGCCAAAGAGACUGUCUGCUCCACGAGUUUGUGGUUUUCUUUCCAAAUUAGCUCAGCCAUAUGGGGGAAAAAACAGUGAGCAAACCUGUAGAAGCCAUUAUGUCAAGCUAUAGUGUGUCUCUGUGAAGACAAACUGCGGCUCUCUGAUGCAGUAAUGUGUUUGGACUGCAUAGUCAAUGUAAGAAUGGAAAAUGAACAUUGUUUCAAAAUAAGGGUGUUGUUAACAUGAAUAAAGAUGGAUGCUCCUGGAACAA
This is a messenger RNA of Dunckerocampus dactyliophorus (ringed pipefish), 3172 nucleotides long. RefSeq names its product leucine rich adaptor protein 1 (gene lurap1). The coding region runs from base 324 to 1394 and encodes 356 amino acids. The record is from RefSeq and is a predicted model, not a curated record. The transcript is spliced from 2 exons. Gene Ontology annotation, biological process: positive regulation of canonical NF-kappaB signal transduction; positive regulation of cytokine production. Lineage: Eukaryota; Metazoa; Chordata; Actinopteri; Syngnathiformes; Syngnathidae.